This is a messenger RNA of Nerophis lumbriciformis (worm pipefish), 4203 nucleotides long. NCBI's taxonomy places the organism in Eukaryota, Metazoa, Chordata, Actinopteri, Syngnathiformes, Syngnathidae. The record is from RefSeq and is a predicted model, not a curated record.
ACAAGUACUGUAUGGCAAAAUGCAGUGACCGCCAGUACCCGGAUGUUGUACGAGCGUCUUAAAAAGUUUUUUUUUUUAAAUUAAAAAUAUGUAUGUACCACUCUUAAUCAUCACUAUCUUCGCGAAGUAGCGGCUAGGGAAAUUAUUUUUUACUUUGUGUUACAAUUCACUAUUAGAACGGAGUCACGCAGAAGAGAAAAGGAAUGAAAUACUGGCGACGUCAUAUCCGGUAAGCGAGCGAGGUCAAUAAUCGAUUUGGGACCGCACGAAGCUGUUGAAAUUCACCACCUGAGAAGUACACAGUUUACAUAGUAUACUAUAGUUUAGUAUAAGUAGUAUAUACAUAGUAUUACAACGUAAGUGUGGACUGUGGAAGUGCCCAACGUACAACACUUACCAACACGUGGAGCUGUUCUCGCGAUACCACUCCGUGACGGGGUCGUCACGUGACUUUGUUUACUUCCGCGUGUCUGCCACAAACGAGGAGGUCUUCUGUCCAAAUGGCGAGAAACGAGGAGAAGCAACAGGGAAAGUUAAACAGACUUUGGCUGCAAAAAGAGAGAGAAGAAGGUCGGUUAAAAGAUGUCCGGGAGCGAAGACCCAAGUUGUCUACGCUUAACUCCGCAUCAUCUGUGAAGAAGUGGAUCCCCAGCAUCAAGAAAGAAAUGGAGUAUUACCUGCAGCAAUCCCAGCUCACCCAUUACCCCGAGAGGAAGAUAGCAGAGUUCCAGGUAAACAUGGAGGCUUUAGAAAAGGAGUACAAGCGUUUCGUUACCAAGCUGCGGGUGCUUGACCCCGCCUGUAAGCACAAGCCCUGGACCCCGAGAGCCUAUUGUAAGAGGAGAGCGGAGAAGGACGAGUCGGCGACGAGCCUUGUGAAGAAGAAGCCGCCGCCUUUUGAGACGGCCAGCUUCCAGAUUGAAGGCGAGUCUUCCCCCGGCAGAACGCCAACCGAACCGUUCAACGGCUCGCGGGGCAGUUCCAUCCCAACCUCAGGAUGCACGGAGGACCAGGACCAGGACCAGGACCGGCCGCUCUCCUUCGACCGCGCUCGCCUGGCGAUGGCCUCUGCUGCCUUCAGAGGCGCCUCGGACCAGCCAGGCUCCUCUCAGACGCAAAACUUAGCGAGGAUGUUGCAGCUCUCCCUGCCAAACCUGGGUAAUUCUGCCGCCUUGCCGGCACAGGGGAGAGAUGGCGACUUGUCAGCAGCAGGGGGUGCUGUUGUCGAACAGAAAGCCGCAGUGGAGAAACCGAGGACUUCCCGUGGAGUAACGCAGCAGAAGACGGGUCAUGUCCUCGGACUGGAUUGUUACUCUUCUUCUGGUGAGGAGUCUGUCUGACACGUGACAUUAUAACCAUGUCCUGACCUUAAAACCCACUUGUUUUCUCCACUUUUGAGAGCAGAGGCAGUUCAAGAGAGAAUUGUAGAACUAGAAGAGCGAGGCUUCACUACCCAUCUUAAAAUGAAGCUUGGAUGGACCUGCCACAUUUGCAUCAGUUAGCUACAAACUGGAUUUUUUAACAUUUCUUUCAGUGAAUAGGCUAUAGUUUACGUGAAAAUGUGUAUAGAGAGAGUAUGGCCAACUCGGUUUCAGGUCAAAAGGCGCUCACGUGACUACAAGGUGCCAUGUUUGCUACCAACUUUGAGCUGAUGCUAUGUGUUUGCAGCGCUCCCUUGUUAGUUUUGCUGUCGUGCAGCACGGAGCCGCUCCACCCGGGAGAAUUGUGGAAAGCGAUGCUUUCCUCACAACCCGGAAAGAAGACAAGUGUGGGAAGUGAAGGUUCGCCAUCAGCACCGGAGAGACAUUGAUUACAGCGUCUUGUGCCAGGUAAACAUGACACAACGGCUGCGUUUUGUUCAGAAGAGAACACACAGAAGCUCAUAGAAAUAUUAACAAAUUAAAUAUAUGGUUUGACAAAAAUCUCAGUAAAACAACCUCUUAAGACCCAAGCUGUUUGUUUACAUGCUUUCUUUAUUUAUCUUUGCUAUUUGGGUUUAUUGGACCCUAAUUAGAAUAAAAACUAAGAAUCAACUUUUGAUAUGAUGUACUUAGUCCAUAAGUACACAAACGUGUACUUCAUGUUUAGUGACAUGCUAAUUCUUAUUUUUACACUUUUUUUCCCCAAAUUCCAUUGUAUAUUAUACUCUUCUGACACCACUAGAUGGCAGUAUAAGUGUCCACAUAAGGGCCAUGAGACCCCAAUUCAGUAGUGUACACAAUUUUGGAAAUAAGACCUAAAAGGUGCUGUCCACACAUGUGGCCACUAAGAUAGAUAGAUAGGUCUUUAUUGUCAUUGCACAAGUACAACGAAACUUUGUUAAGCCUUUAGAGGUUUUUAUGGAACAAUUUCCCUUGUGGAUCAAGAAAGUUUUUCUAAGUUGUCUAAGUCUAUAAUUAUUUAAUUUGGUAACAGUAAAGGAAAAAGACAAAAAUAGAUGGACAUUGAAAGUGUAAAAUAAACCACAUUUGGGGUGGAAUAAUAGAUGAAAAAAUUAACUGAAAAUCUCAUAAUGAAUUAAGAAAAUAAAACUCCAUAUUCUCUCAUACUCGCCAGUGUUCCCAUAUCUGAGGUAUUAUGGGGAAAUAAGUACAAAAGUACACUUACCGUAUUUUCUGGACCAGAGGGAUUAAAAGGCGCACUAGUGCAACAACAACGCCGGAAAUGUGUCCCGUGAAAAAACGUCCGACCGGAACUCUAAUAACUAAAGUUCCUUGGGUGAAUAAUGUAAACUCACUACACCGGUAUGUUUUAGCCCUUUCGUGGCGAGUUUACUGACAGAUAUAAGUAAGAAUUUACACUACUUUAUGUUAGAAAUGGCAACAGCGGAGUAUGAAUGUCCCAUAACAAGAAGAUAGUGAAAAAGAAGAAGCUUAUCGACUAUGGUAUCGGCACAAACUACAAAGGCGGACUCGCGCAAAUUUUCAGGACUUAUGCAGAUCCCAAAUACACAUCAGCACGUACCAGAAGGUAAGACAAGUUGCUUUAGCAUAAUAUUGCGAAACAAAACAGCAGAUAUGUCUUACCUUAUACACACACCAUAAUAACACUCGUAUGUUGAAGCACAGUACAAUCCAUCAAGCGGUGCGGCUUCAUAGCUUACCAAAGUCGUACUAAAACAUUUUGAUAGAUUUUUGAGCGCCGUGUGUAAUGUUCUAUAUUUUCAAUGGAACAUAUAAAAUGUUGGUGUCGUUUACUUGAGUCAUAUUGCAGUCUACACAUAUCUCUUAUGUGUGACUGCCAUCUACUGGUCACACUUAUCAUUACACCAUGUACCAAAUAAAAGAGCUUUGAGGUCAGUAAGCACAAUCAAAAUGAUUCCGUAGAUUAGGCGCACCGGGUUAUAAGGCGCACUGUCGAGUUUUGAGAAAAUAAAAUAAUUUUAAGUGCGCCUUAUAGUCUGAAAAAUAUGGUAUUCACUUAUGUGUUACAAAAGAUUGAGUUAUAAUAAUCCAUAAUGAGUGAUACAUACAGUGUUUACAAAUACAUCGGAGGCAGACACCACAGUUGACAUACUUCACACAAAAGUCAUCAUUGAUUGUUGGUCCAAAGCUAAUGAAGAUUUUGGCAAAAUGAGGGUAAUAAGUUGUUUUGUUUUGGUCGUUCUGUGUAUUUUUUUUACGUGUUAGAGAGUCUGCUGGCCACUAAACACAGCAGGAAUGUAGCAGCAGAGUUCCUCAAAUACAACCGCAAAAUUCUACUUUCAUGAUAUAAAAGCUUGUUUUAAGUUAAGUUAAAGUACCAAUGAUAGUCACACACACACUAGGUGUGGUGAAAUUUGUCCUCUGCAUUUGACCCAUCCCCUUAUUCACCCCCUGGGAGGUGAGGGGAGCAGUGAGCAGCAGCGGUGGCCGCGCCCGGGAAUAAUUUUUGGUGAUUUAACCCCCAAUUCCAACCCUUGAUGCUGAGUGCCAAGCAUGGAGGUAAUGGGUCCCAUUUUUAUAGUCUUUGGUAUGACUCGGCUGGGGUUUGAACUCACGACCUACCCAUCUCAGGGCGGACACUCUAACCACUAGGCCACUGAGUAGUAUUGUAUCGAGUAUUGUAAGUUUAUGAGCUGGCGUAUGUUCAGAACUUAUUGUUUUUGGUUUAUUUCGUCAGAAAAACUAACGUCAAAGCGACGGAAAACGCGUGCACAUGUGCUUGGUAGCAAGCAUGGCGCUCUCUCGUUUAGUUGUCUGUGCUCUCUUUAUACACCAUGAA